CACACUGUGCAAAUUUCGCAAGCUGCACACACUUCUAUUCAGGGGCAUUAUGAGGAGUCCUCCUCCUGAAUUUUCACUAGCAUUCAGAGAUGGCGGUUUGGCAGGAGUACGAGACUUGACACUGUCCGAUUAUCGGCUGAUGCCGGACGAUACUUUGCUCACCAUUUCUGAGGGGUGUCCAGAGCUGCAGACCCUGACACUGGACGGUUCUUCCAGACCUACGGAUGGAUUUUUUGAGCCCCUCUGCAAGUUUAAAAAGCUGGAGACAUUAAGAAUAAGUAAUAACUGUACUGAAAGAGGAGAGCUCUUAAAACAUGUUGCCCGGAUGCCAGCACUGUCCUCACUGAGCUUUACCUGUACUGAUUUGCCGGGUAUGGAAUACUUGCUCGAUAUGCCAGGGCUCCAGUACCUUUCCUUCCACCAUAUUUCGGGUUAUCGCAUACCAUUUGACAGCUUCCCAGGAAGACUUGUAAAUCUCAGAGAGCUAGUAUUUGUCCGCUGUUUUGGAGACCAAAGAAAAGUAGAUGAAAUGUGUGCUCUGAUGCCAGAUGUGAAGGUAGAAGGAACGCUGAUGGCGUGGAAAUGAAAAUGUUUUGGUUUUGGAUUCUGA
Molecule: messenger RNA, 610 nt
Organism: Schistocerca serialis cubense
Lineage: Eukaryota; Metazoa; Arthropoda; Insecta; Orthoptera; Acrididae
Exons: 5
Coding region: 50-586 (178 amino acids)
Source: RefSeq, a predicted model, not a curated record